Messenger RNA from Blastomyces dermatitidis ER-3, 1988 nucleotides. RefSeq lists its product as uncharacterized. The coding region runs from base 806 to 1378 and encodes 190 amino acids. The transcript has 2 exons. The record is from RefSeq and is a predicted model, not a curated record. NCBI's taxonomy places the organism in Eukaryota, Fungi, Ascomycota, Eurotiomycetes, Onygenales, Ajellomycetaceae.
GACGAUCUCAGGGCGGGCAAGGGACAACACACACGAUGUCAGAUGCGCUUCUGUUGCCAUGUCUUGCAACAAUGAGCUGGGGCCUCGGGAAGGCCGACUCGUUUUCUUUUUUAUAUUUUGAUUUUAUUUUUUUUACUACCUCGCCAGGAGGCGAUCGUGGCGGCAGCUACUACUGGGCAGUUUAACUGUAACUAACUAAUAACUGCUGCCUCGUUCUGUUUACUCUCCCAUCCAUCUGUCCAAGCUAAGGUUCAUAAAAAAAUAAUCCCUUCGCUUGUUGCUUCCUGUUGUCCGCGGCAACUUUUGCCUCACAACCUAACAUAUAUUCGUUUCUCCUCUAUUUCCUAAUUUGGUGGCGAAUAUAUAUAUACUUCAAAACCAAUAAUAGCUUCUUGUUUUCCCAAGAUGCACCUGGUUUAUGGCCGUCGCUUCAACCUUCCCAAUCCUGGUGAUCCAGAGUUUUCCUGGCUAGCAUGACCUAUGGUCUAGCAUGUGGAUACCCACUAUUCUUGGUAUUUUGCCAUCAUAUCAUAUCAUGGUCCGGGGCUAUAAGAAAGGAAGAAGAAAGUAGCUAGUUUUUCAUGGAACUGCCAAGUAUAUAUUAUACUUGUUUCAACGAUCCUGCCUCCUGCCAACGGGUUGUUCAUACUAACAUUAUCAGGAUUCUGAUGAACCUGUACACUCAUUCAAAACAUAUACUCCUUUACGCUCAUUUAUACAUCCUAUUCCUGCACUCUCCACAGAUAACAUACACAUACACAUACACACCCGCAGACACAUCCAAGCGGAUAAACGAAGAACAAACAUGACCACCCAAUUGCAAACAGAAUCACCCUUAACGACAUCAUCGUCCUGGAUAGACGAUGCAGAAUUCCUCUGCUUCAGCCCGAACUUUGCUCACUACGAGCCCCCCUCCACGAGCCCGAAAGCCCAUAAAUGGCAGCGGGUCCCAAUGCAAUAUGAGCACGAAAUGUACCUCCAACUCACAGCGGGCGACGACGGCAUCAUUGAGAAAACGGCAAACCAGCUCUAUCUGGAGGAACGACGACGCCGCCUACAUUCUCGAUCUCAAGACCCGGCCGUCUCCGGCCCGCAAGAAAACUCCCCGAGCCCUAUAGACUUUGAAUGUGCCGAGAUGGAGCGGAUACGAGCUGUUGAGCGCCAGCGUGGGGGGCCCGUGCGAUCCGCUUCGACUGUACACCCGUCGUCGUCGACUACGACGACGACUACGACUACGACUACGACUACGACUACGACUGCGACUACGACUACGACUACGAGUACGAGUACGACUGAGCAAAGUAGUCCGCAGGACUCGUCGGAGCCGAGAACGAUGGCGACGAUGAUGACGAGGGAUGACUGGCUCUUUUGCAUUUGAAGAGAAGGGGGCAAUGUGCUCUUUUGUUUAUUAACUGUGUUUUGCAUGUAUUAUGAUGAGAUAUGACAGACUUCUCUUGUGUUUUUAUAUGCUGAGAACUAUUUUUUUGUGCUCUCCUGUUUUUAGCCUGGGUGUUGGGAUAUGUGGGAUAUUUAAAUUUUGGUCAAAUGGGCGUUGAAUUGUCAAUGGUGGGGGGGUUUUUGGUUUUUUUUUUUGCAUACAUCCAUUUACAUCAAUUCGAUGAAGAAUUAGUUAUGUAGCAAAAAAUGGUUAUUAUUUUCUAUUGCGGUUUGCGGGCAAAUAUCACCAAAUAUGAAAUACGGAUAUUGCAUCUAGCCUAAGUAUGACCAUAAAAUACCUUAGCUAAUUAAAAGUGAUUAGUUAAGGUAUAAUAACAUGGCAGCUCGGAAGGAAAAUAAGAGGGAGAGAAGGGGAAGAAGGCAUAAAAACCCUCUGAGCUGAGAGUGAAUGGACAUGAAUCACUUCAUGGCAAAUAGGUAAAAAAUAUGAAAAACAAACAAGGCCUGAGAAUCAAUUAACACACAAGUAUCCCAUUUGCGAUAAAACCACACAUAAUUAAAAUGUGAAACAAGUAGGGAAGUGAAUGCAG